ACAAGAAUGGACGGAGACCAAAACAAUUACGGACCAUAGGCACAAAGCGGACGUGAGAAACCUGUGAAAAUUUUUAUAAAUCGCGUGUGUGGGCGCAUUGAAAAAUGGUGCUGCGAUCGGGAAUUAUUAUUCCGUUUCAGUUUCGCGACACAAAGAAGUUGCUGAUGAUCGGGGUGCCCGAGGAGAAUCGCAACCUCAACAUAUGGGACCUGAAGAACGUGGUGCGUGCCGCCUUCGGGAUCUACAACUUUGAGUUUCGGAACAAAAAGAUCGGCUUCAACAUCCCGGACGAACUUUUGCUUCACUAUUUGGCCCAGAGGCACGACCUCACCAACUUCGUUAUAGAGAUCAGUCAAGUGUACGAUGUCGGCUUGGACAACUAUGUGUUAAACCGACAGUGCCGCUGUGUGGACCAGAAAAUGCUCAACGAUUCGCCGACUCCCGAGGAGCCCACCAAUCUGUGCCAGCCCAGCAAUGUCCUGGAAGCCGCGCCCACCCCGCUUAUGACUUUGCCGCCAUGCGAGGAAGACGACCACGAGCAGGAGCACGAGCACGAGGAGAGCAUGAAGUACCGGAUCGACAAGGCCAGCAGCGGGGCUGCCUCGGCGGAACUGGGUAUGCCCGCCUACGAGGCCUGCUCGCCCAAGAUGGACUACGACACGCAGGACGAGCUGCCGGACUCGCCGCACUCGCAGCCGCUGCCCCCACCGCCUUUGCCUUUGCCUUUGCCCGCGGGCUUGCCGCUGCCACCACCGCCCACGUCGCACCACCAACAUCUGCAGCAGCAGCAGCAACACGACGAGGAGCAGCAGCAACUGUUGCAGGAGCGCAUCCAGCACGAGUAUAUGAUCCAGCAGCAACAGCAGCAUCAACACCUGCAGCAGCAGCAACAGCAUUUGGCCCUCCUGCAGCAGCAACAGCAGGAACAGCAGCAACAACAGCAGCAGCAGCAGGGUGUAAACAUGGCCAUAGGCACGACAACGACCAACAACAUCCGCCAACGCAAGGAGCGCAUGUCCAAGCGACAGAAGGAGCUUUAUGUCCACUUCCUGCAGCAGCACCAGUUCAUCAACGACCAUCGCCGCAACGAUCCCGUGCUGGAUCCCUACUGGCUGAAGCUGGCCAACCUGCUGAACGCGGUGCCGCAGGGCGCCGUGAAGCACGUGACCGAGUGGAAGCAGACCUUCGACAACUGGCGCUACCGCAUCUUCCUUUACGCGCGCUACAACUCCAAGCUGCAGGACGAGGAGGCACAGAAUCCGCGAAACUUCAAGCCGCUGACACGGACCGACAAGCAGGCCUACAUCAUGUGGAUCCGGAACCCGGACACGGCGCCCCCCGAUCUCGACAAGAUGCGCAACGUCUUCUGCAACCUGGAGGAGACGGCGGUGCAGCAGGAGUAGAUUCCGGAGAUUGCCAUUGCCGUAGCUGUAACAUUUCAACACUUUCUUUGUCUUCUUUCAAUGGUUUUUAUCGUGUUAGCCGUGCGUAUGUCUGUCGCUGUUUUUUUCCUGUUUUGGGAAUGCAUUUUCCUUUUAGUUUUUGUCAUUGUUAUGCUUAUAUGAAUAUUAAACAUGUGUUUUUUGAAUGAAGCGCUAAUUUUAGUCCGAGA
This is a messenger RNA of Drosophila ficusphila, 1612 nucleotides long. RefSeq names its product nuclear transcription factor Y subunit beta. The record is from RefSeq and is a predicted model, not a curated record. The coding region runs from base 105 to 1403 and encodes 432 amino acids. The transcript is spliced from 4 exons. NCBI's taxonomy places the organism in Eukaryota, Metazoa, Arthropoda, Insecta, Diptera, Drosophilidae.